Messenger RNA from Musa acuminata AAA Group (dessert banana), 2337 nucleotides. Its product is annotated as subtilisin-like protease SBT1.5. NCBI's taxonomy places the organism in Eukaryota, Viridiplantae, Streptophyta, Magnoliopsida, Zingiberales, Musaceae. The record is from RefSeq and is a predicted model, not a curated record. Gene Ontology annotation, biological process: proteolysis. The transcript has a single exon. Bases 1 to 2337 code for a protein of 778 amino acids. Gene Ontology annotation, molecular function: serine-type endopeptidase activity.
AUGGAGGACUCCUUUAGGUGCAAAAUGAUGCCGCCUCCGCUCUUACGCUUCUUCUUCUUCCUUGCCCUCUUCUUGUUUGCGUGGCGAGCUGCAGCAACGGAGGGGAAGAGGACGACGUUCAUGUUUCUGGUGGAUACCAGUUUGAGGCCCUCCCCUUUCCCCUCCGAUCGCCAUUGGUACUCCUCUCUACUUCCCUCUACCUCUUCUCGUCUCUUCCACCACUACCAGUCUCUCCUGCACGGCUUCUCCGCCUCCCUCACUCCUUCCCAGGCGAGAGCCAUAGGCGAGCACCGGGGAGUCGUCGCCGUCAGUCCCGACUCCCUCCUUCGCACCCACACCACUCGAUCCCCCUCCUUCCUCGGCCUCGACCUUCGCGGCUCCCGCCUCUCCGCCCUGUCCCACCGUGGCUCCGCCGCCGUCAUCGGAUUCAUCGACACCGGCAUCUGGCCGGAGCGACCUAGCUUCUCUGAUCGCGGCCUCGGCCCGCCUCCACGCCGCUGGCGCGGGGAGUGCGAGGAGGGCCCGGGUUUCAACCGUUCCCACUGCAACCGCAAGCUGGUCGGCGCCCGAUCCUUCUCCGCCGGCUACGCGGCCGCGUUCGACGUCGGCGGGCAGGACGAGCUCCGCUCGGCAAGAGACCACGACGGCCACGGAACCCACGUCGCUUCCAUCGCCGCCGGGGCGUCGGUCGCUGGCGCGGGGUUCGAGGGCUUCGCCCGCGGCUUGGCGCGCGGUAUGGCGCCCCGGGCGAGGAUCGCGGUCUACAAGGUGUGCUGGGCCGAGGGGUGCAUGGUGUCCGAUGUCGUAGCGGCCAUCGAGAAGGCGGUGUCCGAUGGCGUGGAUGUCGUCUCCCUCUCGAUCGGAUCGUCUUCUCCGGCGCCGUUCUACCACCUCGAUCCGCUCGCGGUCGCCACCUUCCGCGCCUCACUGCAAGGAGUUUUCGUCGCGGCGUCGGCGGGGAACGGCGGCCCCUCCCCGGGGAGCGUCGCGAACUCCCCGCCUUGGAUCACCACCAUCGGCGCCGGAACCAUCGACCGAUAUUUCCCUGCGGUCGUCCGACUCGGCAACGGCGCGUGCGUCCGUGGUACGUCCAUCUCCAUGCGCCCUCGAGAACCUCGCCGUCGUCAUCUCGUGCACCUAUUCUCCGUGGGUAGAAUCACCGCCGCCGACACGAACCUCACCUCCCAGCAUAUAAACGGCAGGAUCGUGUUGUGGGAAUCUGGCCGACGAGCGGCGAGAAUCGAGACCGGCGCCGCGCUGAAACGCGCGGGGGCGGUCGGUACGGUGGUCUACCACGGGGACGUCGACCCGGAAGGCAUACUCGCGGAGCCACAUGUGGUGCCCACUGUCGCCGUAGGAUCUCGAGGAGCGGCCAUCAUCGAGGCGUACAUCAGAACAGCCAGGAAUCCGACGGCCGUGAUCUCGUCGGAGGGGACAGAGCUACUCCCUGGAGACGCGCCGGAGGUCGCGUCCUUCUCCGCCCGGGGUCCCAAUCCGUCGGUCCCCUGGGUGCUGAAGCCGGACAUACUGGCGCCAGGGGUGAACAUCGUGGGCGCAUGGACGGACGCGAUCGGGCCAUCGGGAUGGGCCGCGGACAUCCGACGGCCGUGGUUCAGCGUCAUGUCGGGGACUUCCAUGGCGUGCCCGCACGUGUCGGGGGUGGCGGCGCUCCUGCGCGCCGCUCGCCCGCGGUGGGGUCCGUGGGAGAUCCGGUCGGCACUCAUGACGACCGCGGCGGCUUCACCGCCGGUGGGCGAUGAAGCCGGGGAAGGAGGACCGCCGGCGGCGGGAGCGGGCCACCUGCGCCCGGAGCGGGCAGUGGAUCCAGGGCUGGUGUACGACUUGAUGUACGACGACUACGUAGGGCUCCUCUGCGGGCUAAAUUACACGGCCAAGUCCAUCCGCAUACUCACCGGGAAAGCGGCAGCUCCUUGCGAGCCUUCCGGCGACAAGGGGGUGUGGGGGUUCAACUACCCGGCCUUCGUGGCAGCGGCGGAGGAGAUUGCAUCGACAGGCGAACUCGUGUUCCACAGGAGGUUGAAGAGGGUCGACGGUGGUGGCCCGUGCCGCCGCUACAGGGCAGUGGUGGCGGCGCCGGCUGGUUACGCUGCGGUGGUUGAGCCGGAGCGGCUAUGGUUCAGCGGCAUGGAUGGGGAGACGGUAGCGUUCAGGGUGGUGCUGAGUGAAGCGAGGGGGAGCGGAGGACGAGGGAGGCGCCACUGGUGGAAGGGUGGAAGCUUGACGUGGCGGGAAGAAGAGGGGAAGCACGCGGUGAGAAGUCCCAUUGUCGUGUUGUUUCGCAGAUACAUGACGAAGGAAGAGGAAGUAGUACUCUGA